Molecule: messenger RNA, 921 nt
Organism: Letharia columbiana
Lineage: Eukaryota; Fungi; Ascomycota; Lecanoromycetes; Lecanorales; Parmeliaceae
Exons: 1
Coding region: 1-921 (306 amino acids)
Source: RefSeq, a predicted model, not a curated record
AUGGAUCUUCACACUUCCACAUCUCCAUACACUGUACGAAGUAAAGACAAACCGUAUCAAGCGCCUUUCGGAACACUUAUACACAUCACUCAUCGACCAGCUCAACAACAUCACUUCUCUUCCGCCAUCAUGGCAGACUACAUGACCCUCCACGCGUCUGCCUACCCUCCAGCCAGCUGGACUUUCCUCACAUACCGUCAGUCCAAGCCCUCACGGACCUCCAACAAUGAGCUCUGGACCGAGAUGACCAGUCAAUACGAGCUGUCCAUGGCAAAGCGACAACGUAUCUUCACCAGCAACUACCUUUCAAAAACCGCCACAGAAGAAAACGUACACAAGAUGAGAUCCGACGCCCUGAGAUUACACCGCCAACGAAUUGCGAUCGCAUUCGAGGACGCGGCAGAUGUCGUGGACAUCCUGCAAACCAGACACCGGUUCGUCAAGAAUGUGGAUGAGCUAGCGAAGAACCCCAUGAAAACCAUACCAGAAGAGGACGAGUCCGGUGCCACUCACUCCCGACGCCAGCCGACUGAGAAAGAGUUGCACGAAAUCAAAGAAGCCAUACUCAGAACGAAAAAGUACGAAUCGCUACAAGGCACCGACAAGAUCGAGAGGACUUUCAGGACGCGGCUCAUGGAGAUCUACUCCGCCUACCAUACCUUCAUCUGCACUCCUGUCGGCAAACACCCCCGCCCAAGAUGGGCCCAGAUCUGUCGCAUGGACAAUGAAGUCACCACUCAUGUUGCCCGAGUUGCCCAUGCCCAGCAGCAAUUGACAUCCGACGUCGCCCAGCUGAGAAAGUUUCUGCGUGAGCAGCUUUUCGAUCAAUACUGCUUGAUGAGAGUUACCCCGAUGGAGGAGAAGGACGAGACUUGGUUACAGUAUGGAAAAUGUCUCCUUUCGGGGCACGAAAUCGAGUAA